AUGGCUGUAAGAGCAUCUACUAGGGCUAACAAGGGCCUUAAUAAGCAUUUGGAGAAACUACUUCAGGAAGAAGAAGAAGAAAAUGCACUGUCACAAUCUACUGAUUCCGCUACUGCAAGGAAGCGAUCCAAAAGACAAACAUUCCCCAAGGUGUUGAAGGAAAAAAUCGUAGAGAUUGUGAAAUGUUUACCUUGUGGAGCUGAUGACUCGAAUUAUAAUGAGGAGACGGAUAAGUUGGGUGAAAUGAUACAAUGUGAUAAAUGUGAUACAUGGCAACAUAUUGGAUGUAUGACUGGUGGUGGGAAAGACGAGACUCUUGUCGAUAUACAUCCAUUUUUAACCAAUGACAAGAAAUAUUAUUGCAAUCGUUGUAAACCUAAUUUGUAUCCACUUCUAUUGAAUUCGUCUUCUGGGAAUAAUAAUGAUACGAAAGUAGAAGAAGUAGAAGAGGAAGUAGAAGAGGAAGAAUUGCCUAGUGCGGACGACGAUAGUGAUGUAUAUGUAGAAGAAGAGCCUGUACCAGGGCCUCCUAAAAAUAACGAUGAUGAUGAUGAAUUUGUUGAGAUGGAAGACUUUGAAAAAGAUGAACCUAUUAAUAGCUCUUCUAUAAAGAAAAAAUCAAAAAAACGUUCGAUAUCAACUUCAACAAAGAUACCUACAAAUAAAAAGCAAAAUAAAUCUGAACCCACCUCUACAACUACAACUCGUAAUGUAUCAAUGACCUCUGAAGAACAAAGAUCGAUAAAGAUAAGACAAAACGCUAAAAAGAUGUUUAUUGAUCUGUUCACUAGAUAUAUCAUACCAGAUACUACGGAAGUACAAACGUAUACUUUACCACCAAAUUCAACCGUGGAAGAAAUUGCUACACAAAUGGGUGAAUCGCUAGAAAAAGCAUUAUUUGAAAGUUGUUUAGAUAAAACAACAAAACAAUUGAGUAAAAAUUACCCAGAGAAAGUUAGAAGUUUGUUUUCAAAUUUAAAAGAUAAAAAAAAUUUGGAUUUAAAAUCUCAUGUAAUUAAUUAUUCAUUACCAAUGGAUAGACUGGUUAGAAUGAAUGUUAAUGAAUUGGCCAAUCCAGAUUUACAACAAUACAAGAAAAGAAGAGAUACGAAAUCUUUGAAUAGAUUCACUAUAGAGACAGAUGAAAGUGCGAAUUCUGCAAUUAUUAAAAAUCCUGACGAUUUUAAUGAAGAACCUGAUGAAAUUUAUUCAAAGGAUAAUAUAAGGAGAAGAAGUAUAUCUGAUGAUGAUUUAGAAAAAGAAAACCAAAACAAAUCAGAGACUGUAAACGAUACGAAUAAUGAUGAGGACAAAAACAGAAACAAUAAUUAUAUUCAAAUAAUUAAGACAAAAGAAACAAAUACUGAAAACGAAAAUCACAAUUACUCCAUACCUUUGAAAAAAGUAGAAAUUACAGACCCAGAAGUAUUUUGGACAACAAGUGGAUAUUUGAAAUUCAUUGGAGAUACCACGGAAUUAAAGAGAUCCGUGUAUAAUCGUGUCAUUUCGGAUGGCAAUCUCUUGAUUGAGGGUCGUCUAUCUAGUGAAAAAGGGUUUGCAUACUUAAAUGAGGUGAAAAAUCUAAGAAAUAUUGUUACAUAUCAACUAGUAAAUCCACCAGAUUCUGAUGCCAUUGCAAAUAUUAAUGCAAUGUCAGAUUCUCUCUUGAUUAGUAAUAAAAUCCUUGGUAUAACACCUAAAAUGACAUAUGAAAAGAUAAUUUAUGUUAUCCCAGCAACAGGAAAUAUCAUACCAGAAAUAUUUCAUAGUAUAUAUGGUGAUAAUACAGGGUUUACAUCGAAUAUUGAAACAUUUGAUAAGGCUUUAUUUGUUGUAUUUGUCAUCAAACCAGAACUUAUCAACUAA
Maudiozyma barnettii is the source of this 1866-nucleotide messenger RNA. It is a transcript of the gene BYE1, whose product is annotated as Bye1p. The coding region runs from base 1 to 1866 and encodes 621 amino acids. Gene Ontology annotation, biological process: DNA-templated transcription. The record is from RefSeq and is a predicted model, not a curated record. Lineage: Eukaryota; Fungi; Ascomycota; Saccharomycetes; Saccharomycetales; Saccharomycetaceae. Gene Ontology annotation, cellular component: nucleus. The transcript has a single exon.